This is a messenger RNA of Hydractinia symbiolongicarpus, 1746 nucleotides long. RefSeq lists its product as uncharacterized. The transcript is spliced from 5 exons. Lineage: Eukaryota; Metazoa; Cnidaria; Hydrozoa; Anthoathecata; Hydractiniidae. Bases 771 to 1454 code for a protein of 227 amino acids. The record is from RefSeq and is a predicted model, not a curated record.
UAAAUUUACUUAAAAUUUGCACUUUUAAUUGCAAUCAUGGCUCACGUAUGAGCCAAAAGCUUAAAACAACGUACUAUAAAAGUUGUUGUUGUUGUUUUUAUUCGACUCAGACAUGUCAUGAAUGUAACGGGAUAGAAUUACUAGAACAAGUUAAAAACAUAUAAACAAGCUGUAGCUAGUUUAAACGUGAAACGUAAGAAAAAUGGAUAAAUAUCUACCUAUACAUAGCUGCAACCCCGGGCAUAAUAUAUUGGAAAAGAGGGUGAAAUUUAAAGGAUGGCAGACAUUUAAGAACGCUGUUUCAGACUGAGGACUCAGUGUAUUUCAAGUUACUUAGGUAAAGCCGCAUUAAACGAGAGAAUAUUUGCAAAUAAAAACGCUCACAUCUGAUAUUCUUCGUAUAUUGUUUUAACUGGAAACAAGAUAAUGCAAAAAAAAUAUGGUACUCAAGAAAUAUAUAUCAUGUUCUUCAGCUAGUAUUUUCUCUUUUAUAAAACACGGGACAAUCACCGGAAUAAGUAAAACACAUGACAUUACACACAAGAUGACACGCAUACAAAUAUUGCAUGCAGCUUCGCAGUGAAAGUUUACCUUGGUCGACACACAACUCUAUUUAAAAUCUGGAUCAUAGCACGUAAACUUAAUUAGAAUAAACGUCAUCAAAUUCUAAUGAAACUAAUUAAUAUAUAAAAACGAUCAUUUUAUUAACGCAUAACAAACAAAAACAUACUACAGAGAAGUAAAGACAGGUUCCUAAACAGUACACUUUAAUGAUUACUCAACAACAGCCCAUAAGUUAUGCCACCCCGGUGCAUACCAAAGUUCCACGAAAUAUUUUCAUAAUUGGUGUCGUUUUGAUAUUCACUGGUGAUCUAACAUUAGGUCUUAGCGUCAGUAUCUUCGGGGAGCUUCAGAUAAAAUGGGUCCCAAUAAAUCAACACGGUCUUUCAGUACUGAUUUCCGUGUGGAUUGUAGUAACUGGCGUGUUGGCUCUGUACAUUUGUCGUAAUUCACAAAGUCAGAGACUAGUUGCAAUUUACAGAAUAAUAGCAAUGAUAGGAGUAAUUUUAACUUUUAUCGCUGCCGUAGCAUCAGCAGUUGGAUUUGUAGUUUACUUGACAUGCCAACGUAAAACCCGCUAUGACUCAGCUCACCGAUACGUUUAUUCGUACUUUCCAGAGAUACAUUGCAACAAGAAUCGUUAUUAUGGAAUUAUUGUGCACGGAGUUCUCUUUGUCCUGCACUUCUUGCAAAUUCUAUUCUUAAUAGCAGCCGCUGUGUUUGGGUUCGAGCUCGACCAACCAGGGCAACCAGCAAAUCCGCAAAUUUUCCAAAUUGUGCAGCAACCAACUGUACCACAAACUAACAUGUUUGUCCAAGAUCUUGAAAUGACGAAGCCUCAACAACAUCAAAACAUUCCACACUAUGCAGCAACCAACGAUACGACAAACUAAAAUAUUUGUCCAAGAUCUUGAAAUGAGAAAACCUUAAGGUACUCUAGUCAAUAGUUUAGCGAAUACUAAAGAAUUAAAUGAUACAAGAAGAAAUACGAAUUAGUUCAUCAUUCUCGACAAAUACAGACUGCCAAUUUAGAUACGCUGGAUAACAAUGUAAUCUUUACUUAACAAAAUUAAAUAUUUAUUUAAUUAUUUAAGAUUCAAAGUAAUAGAACUUUAACUAAUUUAAAUUUUUAUUCCAUCUUAUUUAUUAUUAAGAAUGUCAAUAAAUACUUGCUUCGAAAGCAUA